Molecule: messenger RNA, 1155 nt
Organism: Notodromas monacha
Lineage: Eukaryota; Metazoa; Arthropoda; Ostracoda; Podocopida; Cyprididae
Source: the annotation of a GenBank genome assembly
AUGAAUAAGGUGAUUGUGCUGUUGUUCCUGGCAACAUUUGUGUAUGUUGCCAACUGUGAUCCUGAGCCAAAGGCCAAUCCUCUUGCAUUUCCUGGCAGUUCUUCCAGCAGCUCCAGUGGAGAAGCUCCUGCUACCUCUAAAAAACCAAAGGUCAUCAAGUACAAACACAAGCACACCCACACCCACAAACACAAACACAAGCAUGACCACAAGCACAAGCACAAACAUGACCAUGGACACAAGCACAACCAUGACCACAAACACAAGCACAAGGCAGAACACAAGCACAAACAUGACCACAAACACAAGGCACAGCACAAACACAAGCAUCAGGAGAAACACAAGCAUGAACACAAGCAUAAACACAAGAAAGUGGAGCCAGCACCAAGCAGCAGCAGCAGCAGCAGAGCUGCUGCUGCUGCUACUGCUGCUUGGCUUCACUUUCUUGAUGUGCUUGUGCUUGUGGUCAUGCUUGUGCUUCUCCUCAUGUUUGUGCUUGUGCUGCUCCUUGUGUUUGUGGUCAUGCUUGUGCUUGUGUUCCUCCUUGUGCUUGUGCUUGUGGUCAUGUUCAUGCUUGUGUCCAUGGCCAUGUUUGUGCUUGUGCUUAUGCUCAUGCUCAUGGUUGUGCUUGUGGGAGUUUUCUUAUUGGCCUGUCUCCUGAUGGCAGUUUCCACCCUUGGUUUUCCUUCCCCUGGAGAUGAACCACACAGUGAAGAGGUGCCAGAAGAGAAAAAGUUGCCAGCGGCUGAAGAAGUGGCCCACAGUUCCCACGGUUCACCAGAGGGUAACGGUGAAUUGCUGCUCAGGAGCUCAAAAAAGAAGAAGAAACCUUCGAAGGUGAUGCAGUACGUGCACAAACACGAGCACGAACACGAGCACAAGCACAAGCACGAGCACAAACACAAACACAAGCACGAAGAGGACCACAAACACAAGCAUAAACACGAGGAGGAGGAGGAACACGAGCACAAACACAAGGAGAAGCACGAACACGAACACACGAGGAAACACAAGCACAAACACACGGAGAAGCACAAGGAGAAACACAAGCACAAGCACGAAAAGGAGAAGCCACUGAGUCUCAGCAUCAGCUCCAAGUUACUUCCGAAGGUGGUCAACUCUUUCACGAAGCACGUCUCGCCUGAUGAGGUUUGA